Molecule: messenger RNA, 972 nt
Organism: Komagataella phaffii GS115
Lineage: Eukaryota; Fungi; Ascomycota; Pichiomycetes; Pichiales; Pichiaceae
Exons: 1
Coding region: 1-972 (323 amino acids)
Biological process (GO): proteasome-mediated ubiquitin-dependent protein catabolic process
Cellular component (GO): cytoplasm; nucleus
Source: RefSeq, a predicted model, not a curated record
AUGAAUGACUGGGAAGAGUUUUAUCAGGAAAUUCAAAGUGAUGCAGCCAGAUUCACCACUUUGAAUCAGGGGAUUUUGCUGGACAACUCAUCCCCUUUUGACCAAAUGUACGAAGCAAGCUGUAAGGAUAUCGAUGACGACCAGAUGGUGGAACUGUUGAAAGUUGACUAUUUAAUUUUGAACUAUUUGAUAAUACAGGGUCAUGUCAAAACUAUCAAGAGUGUUUGCAAGCGACUUAACUUGCAAGUGGAAGACUUGUUAGAAACUUGUUAUCCCCAGCCAAUUGAGCUCAAGGGUGAUGAUUGUUUCAGUGCAGAUCAAUUGAUAGCUAAUUAUCGUAAGUCUCAAGAGCUGUGUGACAAGUUCCGAUUCAAAGUAGAAAAAUCCAAGCUCAACAUUCUCACUUUGGAGAAUGUAACCAAGCUGUCGUUAGGACUUGCCACCAUCAACGUCAGAAAUAACAUCAAGCAAAACAUACUGAAGGGAAAUGUCGAUGAGGCAGUAAGCUUACUGGGACAACAUUACCCUAUGUUGUUUGAAACAAAUCAGUAUAUUUACUUCCGAUUGCUUCAUUUGCAGUUGAUAGAAACUUUCCGUCGCCACGUGGAAGGUGGAAAGGAGAAUUCUUCGGCCAAGACUGAUAAGGAGUUUCUGGAUAACUUUAUUCAUUUCAUCAAGCAAAAACUAGUGACCAUCAAAAUACUGCAGAAUGAAAGUUUUAUCAAGGAUAUUGAAUUGACAAUGGCUCUAUUAUGCUAUAAAGAUCAAUUGGCAAGCCAUAAUGCAAGCCUGCCAACACCAUUACAGAAAAUCUAUGACAUCAAAUUGCGAAGACAGAUCGCAUUGCUGGUAAACACAAGCAUCUUGGUUUUCACCAACGAAGGGUUGAAUGAGCCGGUGUUCGUAGAGCUCAAGUUGCCGAACUUUAUCAAGAUAUGGAAUUGGAUCAAUGGAGAAUUAAAGGCCUUAUAA